CCACACAUUGGCUAACCCAAUCUUCUUGGAUUAGGAUGAAGUUUCCCAUCGCUUGCAUCGUUUUUACAAUAUUUACAUCAUCGCAAGUCAGUUUUGAAGUUAUAAUUCGACAAUAAAGUUCAAAACUUGCUUACGCAUCCUUGUGGGCACUAUUGUUUCGCCAACACUAAAUGGCAACACGACGGGCGGAGCUGCUGGGCAGGGAGGGCCUGGGUGGCCGGGGAAGGAGGCGAGGGUCAGCAGGAACGGGGCGGUCAGGCAUGCUAUGGAGGGGAGGCACCAGUCUUCUCAUUGACACUGCUGUAGGUGUUGGUGUCUUCCCGCUGUACUACACGAAGACGCCGGGCUCGCAGAGAAGCAUCCGAAUAACACAGCUUCAAUUCACCGUUGAGUGGCCACCAGCAUGAAGGAGAAAAUACAGGGCUUCGAGGCUUUGGAGAAGGACACGCACGCGUCGCUCACACAAGACAAGGAUGCAGCGAUAAAAGAAAGCAAGACAAAUGACAAACAAGAGGAACAGGAGAGGGUGACUGCCUGUUUAAUGCCAUCUAAGUCGAAGCCUGUGAACUCUGUUUCGCCUGCUCUGCUUCCACAGGUGCUGGGUACGGGGAUGGCGGCCCUGGCACAGGUGGACAUUGGCGCCAUCUUUUCCUAUCCUGGAGUGACGCUGCCGCAGCUACUCGACGAAACGUCCGAUGAUCUCAUUUUCAGCACGACCCAGGCAGCUUUGUUUGGGAGUGUGAUCUACCUCGGAGCCAUGGUGGGCUCCUUCCUGGCCAGCAUGCCGAUGGUGCGUCUGGGCCAGCGAGUGACGCUCCUCAUUGCGCUUCCGCUAUCUUUCGCCUCUUGGGUGACUCUUGUCCUCGCGCCGUCAGUCUGGAUGGUCCUUGCUGCCCGCCUGUCUCAAGGCCUUGCCCUCAGUCUCAUGACCAGCUCGUCUACUACCUAUGUGGCAGAGUUGGCUCACAGCUCUGUGCGAGGUCGGCUGAUCGCCGCUAUGGAUCUCAGCCGUCAAAUGGGUAGUUUGUUCAUCUUCUCGUUGGGCACUUCACCUCUUAGCUGGCGCCAGGUGGCGCUGACCGCCGCUCUCAUGAACACAAUCUUGCCUUUCAUUGGGUUUUUGUUAUUGCCUAACUCUCCUCGCUGGUCGGCCACUCGAGGCAGGACUGACGACGCUCGUCGGUCACUCACCUUCUUCAGGGGACACAGUUACGAUACAGAAAAGGAAUUGGAUGCUAUUAUCAAUCAGUUGCAAAACCCAUCUAAGGAUACGAGUGUGUCUCUGCAGCUAAGACAGCUGCGUGAGCCCGCCAUCCUUCGCUACGUGAUCAUCAUGUCCGUGGUUCUGUUCCUCAUGCACUUCAACGGCUCCAGCGUCAUCCCAGCGUACAUCGUGAUCAUUAUGAACACAGCACGUGUCGAAAUGAGCUCUUAUCUCGCUGCCAUCGCCGUGUGCAUCACCAAGAUCGCUGGUACGUUUUGUUUCGGCUUCGUAAUAGAUCGCAUCGACCGCAGGCCUCUAUUUACUGUUACCUGCUUAAUAAGUGCCGUGUCUAUGGCCAUCUUAGGCUGCUUCUUCUUCGAUCAAGAAAAUAGUCAAUACAUCCAGCAUCUGGAAUGGGUCCCUCUUCUCUGCCUCACAACCUACGCAUUCUUCUCCGCGUCUCCUGUGAUCGGUCUGCUCCGGAGCGAGCUGUUCCCUACGUCAGUCCGCUCCAGUGUGGUGCCCAUCCUCUACACGACGUUUUUCGUGGGUGCUUUUCUUGCCCUCCAAACUUACCCGUACAUCGUGGUGGCGUUGGGGCCUCACGGGGCGUUCUGGCUGUUUUCUGUAUGCAACCUCACCUUGAUCAUGAUUGUAGUCUCAACGAUUCCAGAGACACGAGGAAAAACUCUUGAACAGAUCACCGAAAUUCAAAGACGGGCUACUCGCCACAACGAGUAAUCCCGCCCUUCAUAUGCCCUCAUCUGUCAACGCUUCGGUAAUCAAGAGAAAUGAUGACCAACAGGUUCCCUCGAGUCCUACCCGCCGCCACAGCUACGAUUUUUCAGUCACCGCCGAGUGGCCAAAGAUUACCCACUUGCUGUCCUGAAGACCAACUAUCAUAUUAUAAAAGAAAAAUAUCAAAUGCAAACUUGGAGGAUAAAUGGAAAGAAUGGGCACGGAACAGCAGCUAGUAUAUCAGAAUGAAGAUUACCGAAAAAAAUGGACAAUGCAGAAGGCAGAUAAUUUAGUAAGGCGGAAUAGGAAUGUAAGGAAAAAACCUUGCCCAAAUUUACCAUAAUGAACAAUUUCGAAACCAAAGAAAACGUACUGGCAAUAUACGGAGACCACAGGGAUAUAGGUAAGCAAGAUCACUCAGACAACCCAGAAUGCAUCGCAGAAAAAAAAAUGCAGUAUUGGUUUCAUGCUUGAUGCUAGUUAAAUGUAAGUUAGGCAUAUAUUGAGUGAGUGCCAGGUGAAUUACAUUGUCUUAACCACUGUCUUAAAAAAAGUUUGAUUGCCCUGAUAAAAAGUUAUACGAAUUUGAAAAUAAAGAAGCUGGAGAUGAUGCCGU
Eriocheir sinensis (Chinese mitten crab) is the source of this 2558-nucleotide messenger RNA. Its product is annotated as facilitated trehalose transporter Tret1-like. Gene Ontology annotation, cellular component: membrane. NCBI's taxonomy places the organism in Eukaryota, Metazoa, Arthropoda, Malacostraca, Decapoda, Varunidae. Gene Ontology annotation, molecular function: transmembrane transporter activity. Bases 404 to 1945 code for a protein of 513 amino acids. Gene Ontology annotation, biological process: transmembrane transport. The transcript is spliced from 4 exons. The record is from RefSeq and is a predicted model, not a curated record.